Messenger RNA from Drosophila nasuta, 219 nucleotides. It is a transcript of the gene Dso2, whose product is annotated as Daisho2. Bases 44 to 184 code for a protein of 46 amino acids. The record is from RefSeq and is a predicted model, not a curated record. NCBI's taxonomy places the organism in Eukaryota, Metazoa, Arthropoda, Insecta, Diptera, Drosophilidae. The transcript is spliced from 2 exons.
CAGCUUGCCAAUUCAUAUCAAAUACGUUCAGCUCGAAUCAAACAUGAACUGCCUGAAGAUCUGUGGCUUUGUCUUUGCGCUGAUUGCAGCUCUGUCUAGUGCUGACGCUGCUACACAAGUGCUACAUGCUGGUGGCCAUACGUUGAUACAGACAGAUAAUUCACAAUAUAUUCGCAAGAACUAAACCAACACCCAAAUAAAGCAAUUAUAAGCAUGUAA